CCAAAUGGACUAUUCGACAAUGUUCACAAUGUCGAAUUGGCUACGUUCCAAGAAGAAAAUGUUCCAGGUUUUUUUUUUCAGAGUCGAAUGGCUAUCGGUCUAUUGAUAAUGCUGAAUUUCGGCAAUUCAAUCCUUCUUUCACUGGAAGCAUUCGGCCCGGAUUCUAUUCUAUCGUUUUCAGUAUUCAUUCUGAAUACGAUCAUUGUAAUUUUGGCUUUAUAUGGUAUUUUUUCAUUCAAACCGAUCUUCCUCACACCGAAUGUAAUCGCAAAAGUCUCAUUAUCAUCAGCGGCAUUGUUCCACGGCCUACAAGAAGCUGAAUCAAACGACUCGGCCUCAGUCUUUCACUUCCUUUGGCUGCUAAUUUCUGUGUGCCUAUUCAUCUGGGAAAUACAUGCGAUGUUCAGUGCUACAUUUGGUGUAAUGAAAGAAAUGAAACUACGUGCAUACAGUAAACCGCCCCCAAGUUACAAUCAGGUUAUCGCUGACGAUGCACCUCCUCCAACAUAUGCACAGGCACUUGAGCGACUUCAUAAACCAGUUGUACUUGAUGUAGUUGCUCUCGAAUCAAAUUCCAACCCACCUACUCCUUCAUCGGAGCCAACGACGACGACGACUGUUUCUGCUUUUAAGACGCAGAUUGUCUGA
Molecule: messenger RNA, 648 nt
Organism: Haemonchus placei
Lineage: Eukaryota; Metazoa; Nematoda; Chromadorea; Rhabditida; Trichostrongylidae
Source: the annotation of a GenBank genome assembly